This is a messenger RNA of Trichoderma asperellum CBS 433.97, 938 nucleotides long. Lineage: Eukaryota; Fungi; Ascomycota; Sordariomycetes; Hypocreales; Hypocreaceae. The record is from RefSeq and is a predicted model, not a curated record.
GUGGAUGGUCGAUGGACGACCGAUGAGUAUGCAGGCAAGUUGCCGCGGCAGCUCCAGCCAGAAGCCACAGUCCGAGCGUGAGACAAAAGCCUCAACGGCUGGGUCCUGGCACACUCUCAGCUCCUCUCAGCUCCUGUCACGCCGUCUCGCCUGGCCCUGGUCCUGGCCUGGACUCGCUGGUCCAUUAUGGACGGCCAGCAAUUACGAAAACCACAAAAGCAUGGGGUCCUAGGAUUCGGAUCAUGGCCGACUCCCUCGUGUUCGUUUCCAAUGCACGAUGCAGCCGCGGCGACGGCUGCAGCAACUACGACACGAGUUUCCGAGCAUUUGCUUUUGCCUCCAUCCCAAAAACAAAGACGACAAUGCUGAGGCCUAGGCGGCCCCCAAACUUGUACUACCCAUCCUGUCGCCUUGGCUUACAGGCACACGCUGCCAGAGAUGGGUAAUGCCAACAAUGCAAGACAUUCUCUGGCUUUUCGUGCUGUGUUGUGGCUAGCAAUCGAUAGCACAGGAGCUGUUCGGUUUAGAUCAUGGAGGACAUGUUCAGGAUUGGUCUUGGCCGUAUCGAGAUGUGAAGCUGCGGAAUCGCCGUUACGACCUCUCACCUCGUACAGAGAUCUAUCUGAUCUCUUACCCGUUGCCUACCUUGGCUUGGCCGCCCUGUCAGAGUCCAAGGGGAGUUGAGUGGACGAGGCAAAUCCGCUUGGGGCAUAUUACAGGCGGCUGCGUUGAAUGACAUUCAUUCUCAUGUCCCUGACAGGUCUGCUUGGUCAAUUGCCUCGCCAAACGAACCAUAUUGUAAAUUAGCGCGGCAUCUUUGGCAACGGGCCGGUCCGACAAAGCUCUAAAUGCCCACUUUGACGACGUCUACAGUUGGGUCUUUGUUUGAUCUUACGGGUGGGCGAUAUGGGAUCGUAAUCAUCUUACUCCCUUCGAUA